CUGGUGCUCUCUGUUAAGCCGCCGCCGCUCUCGAAGCGCUGCGCAUCGCUGCAAAGCAUAGUUCACAGGAGCCACAGCAUUCAAGGCGUACCAGCACAAGGGCCAAAGCCGUCCUCCGCAAAGCACGCGUCGAGCUCCAGCACCCAAGCCAAAAAAGGCUGCAUUGGCCUGUUGCUGGACACGCUACGCUCAGAAGCAAUAACGAUGGCCCAGCCGCCCCUCGAGCUCUUCCUCAUCACCCUCGCCCAGUCCCAGGACGACGUCGUCCUCGAAGGCGUCGACGCCGACAGGCGCCCGGCGCGCCUCGUCGUCAGCGGCUUCCGGCCGCACUUCUACGUGGGCCCCGUCGCGGAUGAUGUGGACGCGACAAAUCGCCAGGCGGACCUGUGUCGCGCGGCGCCGGCGCACGCCGUGUCCGUGACAAAAGUAACGCGCACGUUCCUCUGCGGCAUCCACGAGCCCCGGACAUAUCUGCGGGUCGCGCACCGCUGCGGCGCGGCGCAGUCGACGCUCGUGCGCAAGUGCGAGCAGCUCUGGGCCGAGCCGCCCUGCGAGGACGGCGUGCCCCUCCUGCGGCGGUUCCUCGUCGAGACGCACCUGUCGGGCGGCGCCUGGCUCGUGGCCCGGAACGUCGCGGAGGCGGGCGACCGCCGUGACCGCCGGCGUGGAAAUCAACACAGGGACAAACGUCGCGUCGAUGGCGUGGGGGCUCACUCGGACUGCGCAGGCUACCGCUGCGCCCACGCCGACGUCGCCGGCCACGCGCCGGACCCGCUCCGCCAGACCUUCGCGGCGCCGCGCUUCGCGUCGAUCCCGGACCUGAAGGUCCUCGCGCUGCGCGUCGAGCCGGCGUCGGGCCGCGACGACGCGUCCGUGGUCCAGCGUCCUUUGAGGUGCGCCUUCAAUUCAGCGGCGCGUCGAUGGCGUGAGUGGGAUGGACAGUCUCCCCUUCCACGGCGUCGGGCCAAGGCAGGGGAGGCAGUGGAUUUGUCGAAGAAAGGAAGGGCAACAACAAAGGGUCAACAACGCGCGCAGGUGGAGCGACGCCGACAAAUCAAGUAAGGACUCCAUCGCCGCCGUCGCGCUCGCGACGAGCGACGGCGUCGACGUGCUCGCCGUCGGCGGCCGCGGCGAAGCUUUGCUCGCGUGCGGCGCGCGCGUGUCGCUCUUCCGCGACGAAAGCCGACUCCUGGCCGCCGUCGAGACGCACCUGCGGAACGCGGACCCGGACGUGCUUUUUACCUUUGAUGAUAGACGCCUGGGUUUGUUAGCCCAGCGCUUCCGCGCGCGCCACCGCCGCGCGCUGCAGCUCGGCCGCUUCGACGCCACACCCCUCGCGUGCGCGAGCGUGACGACCUACUCGAAGGCCUGGAUCAAGGAUAGGUCCGAGAGGCGCAUGGCCUCGGCGAACAACCUCGAGACGCACCGCUGCUCGGGGCUGGGUGGGAGACUCGGCGUGGACUUACUGAGGUGUUUGGUGAUGCGCCAGCAGCCCAAGCUCACGCGGUACGACCUGCCCGAGGCGUGCCGCGCGGUGCUCGACGCGGCGCCUCCCACAAUAACGCCGGCGGCACGGCAACAAUUGGACGCGUCGACGCGCGCGGCCGUCGCCGCCUGCGAGGCGCGGGCGAUCCUGGCCCUAGGACGGCGCCUCAACGCCGUCGCCGAGACCGUAGAAUACGCGCGCUGCACGGGUUUGGACCUGGAGACGAUUUUGUGGCGGGCGACGGCGGUCCGCACAGAACAAUUAGUACUGGGCGCCGCGAAGCGUCUGGACGUGGCGCUGCCCCUCAAAAGGUUCCCGGCAGAAAAUGGCUGGGUGCAGGACACGACGCCGUUCCUCCACCACCCCGCGCCACGGAGUGAACUAAGGGACCACCAGGCGGCGUUGAUUUCCAACGGUCUCAUGGGCCACUCGCGCGCGGUGGGCUCGUGCGGCUUUUAUGGAAAGGACCCGGUCGUGGUUUUGGACUUCGCGUCGCUCUAUCCUUCGCUCUUCGUGGCGCACAACAUCUGCUGGACGACGUUGCGAGGCGCCGGCGCGGAGGCCGACGACGCCGUGUGCCCGGCGUCGGCGCAACUCAAACACCCGCACCGCUUCGCUUCGAAAACCAAGCGGCCCGGACUAUUGCCGCGGUUACUAGAGGCCCUGAUCACGACGCGGCGCCGCACGAAGGCUUUAGCUAAGGCGGCGGCGCAGCGCGGCGACACGAACGAGGCGGAGUGCCUGCAUGUGCCUGUGUGGAAAUCAACCAGUGAGUUAGGUUAUACCUCCACGCCAUCGAGCUGCCGCAGUUACGGGGACAACGUCGCGUCGAUGGCGUGGGGCGCCCGAAAUUUGAAAACACACACAGGCAAGCACGCCAGCUCUCGCUCAAGCUCUGCGCGAACGCGUCCUACGGCUUCACGGGCUCCGACGUCUCGCCGCUGGGGGGCAAGGCCCUCGCCGAGAGCUGCGUGCGCUGGGGCAACUGGUACUGCCGCCGCGCGCGCGACGUCAUCGAGGCGGAGGUCGAGGGCGCGGAAGUCCUCUACGCGCAGACGGACUCGCUCUUCAUACGCCUACCGGGCCGGAGCCACGCCGAGGCCGCGGCCGAGGGCGCGCGCAUCGCCGCGGCCGCGUCGGCGGCGCUGCCCGAGGGCCUGACGCUCGAGCACGAGCACACGCUCUGCCCGUUCCUGCUCCUCCACGUGAACCGCUACGCGGGCCGCGAUUUUGGGGGAGAGGUCGUCAUCAAGGGCAUCGGCAGCGCGCGGGGCGACACGGAUUUUGUAAGAGCCACGCUCCGGGACUCGACGACGGCGUUGCUCGAGCGCGGCGUCGAAGCGGCGUGCGCGCUCGCGGCCGCGCGCCAGGAGCAAUUACUACGGGGCGACGUGGCCCUCGACGAGCUCGUGAGCGGCGCCUACCUGUGGCGCGUGGACCAGUCGGACCUGGAGCGGUUCGCGCGCGGCGAGGACGAGGACGAUAGCACGCUAAGGACGCCGCACGUCGCGCUGGCGACGAAGCGCCUGAAGCAGGACCCGGGCCUCCGGUUUCGGUUGGGCGAGUUCGUGCCCAUGGUCCACGGUAAAUCUUUGAGGGGGGACGCCCAGAAGGACGGCGUCAUGGACCCUCCCUCCGUGCUGAAGACGAACGCGGCCGUGGACCUGAAGUUAUAUAGAGAUAAGAAGCUGCUGCCCGACUUGAGACGCUUGUUCGCGCCCUUUGCGCAGCGGGCCGACGUGAAGAAACUGCUCGACGAGCCGCCGUCGAUCGUGCGCAGCGGCAAGCUCUCGUGCGACGGCGCCUCCGUUUUGCUGGAUGGGUCCGCGGCGCCGCCGUCGCCGACACGGCAGCGGCCGGACCGCUUCUUCCUGGCGCAGCCCCGCGCCGAAGCGCUGUGCGUGAACUGCUCGUCCCGAACGGAAGACGCCGACCGGAAAGCCGCCUUCUGCCGAUCAUGCUUGCGCCUGCCGCUCGCGGACCGCCAGGCGGCUUUUUUGAAGGCGCUGGCCGAACAGCGCGAGGCGCACGCGUCCGUCGCGGUGGUCGCCGCGGAACGAGUGGAGGCGGCGCGGCGCUGCGCGGGCGCCGCGCCGGGGUCGUUCCCCGUCGCUGACGGCGCGUACGCCCUGGCGCGGGCCAUCCAGCGCCUCGAGAAGGCCGACGCCGCGUGCGAGCGCGACUUCUGCCGCGCGCCCGCGAGCCUGCGGCCGCCGCCCGCGCCGCGCAAGAAGAAGCGCACGCGCGCGCCCGCGCGGGACCUGGCCGGCGCGCGGCGCACGCUCGGCUUCGGCGAUUCGGACGAGGAGGUCGAUUCCUGGACCUGUCGCGAGUGCGCCUACCCGCACACGUCUCCGGCAGAAGCGGCCAUGGUCGCGUGCGCCGCCUGCGGCGAGCGCCGGCCGUCGCGCGCAAAGAAGCAGGCACCGCCGGCGACGCCAUCGGCCGUGCUCAUGCGCGGCGGCCGGAGCCCGCCGCCGCGGACGCCGGGCCGGGUCGCCCGGUCGCCGGCGCCGCGGACGCCGGCCCUCGCGUCGCCGGCGCCACCGCAGACGCCGGCCGUGACCUACGGCUCGGCCGGCCGGCCGGCGGCGACGCCGGGCGGGGCGCCGCCGACGCCCGGCGGGCCGCCUCCUCCGGAGACGCCAGAGACGAAGCAGCCGCCGAGUGUUACCCAGUCCUAA
This is a messenger RNA of Pelagomonas calceolata, 4170 nucleotides long. Lineage: Eukaryota; Pelagophyceae; Pelagomonadales; Pelagomonadaceae. The record is from the annotation of a GenBank genome assembly.